This is a messenger RNA of Panicum virgatum (switchgrass), 1867 nucleotides long. RefSeq lists its product as uncharacterized. Bases 527 to 1867 code for a protein of 446 amino acids. Lineage: Eukaryota; Viridiplantae; Streptophyta; Magnoliopsida; Poales; Poaceae. The record is from RefSeq and is a predicted model, not a curated record. The transcript is spliced from 3 exons.
UUUGUGACACCGAAAGAUCACCGUUUCAGAAAUAUACCACCGAACUGUCCCGGGUUAGAAGAAUAGCAUCGAAAGAUCGCUCCGUUCGUAAAAAUACCAUUCCGUCCACUUCCGUGAGCAUUUUCGGAUUUUUUGUUUUUCUUUAUUCAACCCGGGUAUGAGAAAGGACUGUUUUGCCCCCAAGGCACGAUUGAGGUCUGCCUUAUCUCAUCCCGCUGGCUGGGAUAGCAGGCACUCUCCGCCGCCAGCUCCACCGUGCCUCGCGGCGCCGCUCACUGCUCGACCCUGCUGGGGCUCCCACCACCGCCCCCUGCUGCAGCCGGGUUGGUGGCCGCUGGUCCUCCCCGCUCCUCUCUGUUCCUCCCUGCUGCCUGCCGCUUGCUGGACCAGCUGCCGCCGCCGCUUGCUGGACCUGCUGCCGCCGCCACUUGCUGGACCUGCCGCCGCCGCCGCUUGCUCGACCAAGUGCAGCAGCCGCCCCUUCCCAUGGUUCAUGUUGCUGUGGAUCUGAGGGAUCUUCACUGAGAUGGAUAUUGCAGAGUUAAACGACGGGGUUGAUCCGGAGGCAAAUUGUAGAAUAGAGGUUAAAGUGACUUCAUAUUUAAGUGUGGUAGAUGGAAGACGUGAGUACAAGAAAGGCAGUACUAUUGGUUGGUGGGUUGAUCCAGAGGAGUAUGCCAUCGUCGAAUUGGUGAAGGAUGUGCAAACUUACUAUCAGUGGGCAGAUUAUCAGGAUACAGAGUUCUGGUAUGUUGGUGAGGGCAAUGACUAUGUGAAGUUGUGCAAUGAUGCUGAGCUUCUAUGUUUGCUUAGAGCUUCCAGGAAAGUGACUUUUGAGAUGAAAGUUGUAGGAGAGCAGCACAUGAUUGAAACAGAACAUGUUGAGCAGCAUGUUAAUGACAUGCAACUUGCAGUAGUUACUGACAAUGGAAUGGUUGAACAGGCUGUUGUUGUGAAUGAGGAGAUGUGUGAAGGCGAUGAGCUUUUGAAAGAUCCCGUAUUUGGACAUACCGUAGCUGGUCCGAGUAGAGUAGAUGAGGAAGAAAUAGAACACUAUAUGAUAGAGGGUGUUGAUCCUGAAGGAGAUGAGCCAGCAGGUGCCAAUGAGGAAUGGAGAUACUUCCAGAAAGGGAAGAAGGUUGCUGACAAGGCAAAGGAUAAAGAAAAGGAGAAAGCAAGAGAGAAGCAGACUCCAAAUCCUGAGGCUGUGCCUAGUGAUGCGGGAAAGGAACAAGACCAUGAUCCUGAGGCUGUGCCUAGUGAUGAGGCAGUUCUUGUUGCUUCAUCUUUCGUCCCUAUCACAACCUUCGAUAGGGACAAUCCAAAGAUAGUGGAAGGAUCCACAUUUCCUGACAAAGAUGGUUUUCUCAUGACUUUUAGGCAGUUCUGCAUCAAAAAUGAAUUUGAGACAAAGCUUAAACACAACGACAAAGAAAGGUACAGAGUUGUUUGCAAAUUUGCUGGAUGCCCGUGGAAAAUACACGUGAAGAAGUUACUUGGUUGUGAAACUUUCAGGGUUGUCCAAAUUGGUCCUAGGCAUUUAUGUACUAGCACUAGUAAGGUGACCGGCAAAGAGGCAACUGCAGCUUGGAUUGCUGACAGGGUGAAAAAGAUGUUACUAAAAAAUGCAGCACUUGGUGCCAAGACCUUGAAAGAAAGGUUGGAAGGUCAGUACAAUGUAACUUUGUCAUACAGCAAGGUCUGGGAAGGCAAGAAGUGUGCACUAAAGGACAUCCAGUGCACCUGGGAGGAUAGUUUCAAGUUGCUUUGGAAUUGGAAAGCAGCAGUUGAAGCUGCUUGUCCGGGUAUUGCUCAGCACGCUCGAUCAGCUCAGCAAGAUGCAUCUUGUAUUGCUCCUCCCACUUGA